ACCUCAAUGAUUCCACAUGGAAAUGGCCCACGAUGCCUGAAGCGGUGAAAGAUGUGUAUAAACGACGAGUCGUUUCUAUUGCUCUUUUGCAAAAUUUGGCAAAAACUUUAGAGACGACAGCUUGUUAAAUAUGAAAAAGUAAAGGGUCUUAACCUGAACAGGUCUAGAAAACCAAGACCAUAUCAUAAAGGCGCGUUCUAAUUUGCAUGCACUAAGAUUAUAAUAAUGGGAAAACGAAAAGAUAAAGAGAGAAAAUCAAAAGUAAGUGUACAUAGAGCAGUAGUCCACUAGAAAUGAGCGGGUUCUAGGCCAUCGUAGAUACUUAGGCUUCCAUGAAAAUGUCGACAUUAUAAACUCAUGGGAUUUUUGUUUCUUUGCUGGUGGCUGGUGUUCAAGAGAAAGAUCGCAUAUAAAGUUUUAAGUGGUGCAAGAUCAACUAGACAAAAUUGAUGAUAUGGUUAAGUAAUGGUCAUAAUGAUUAGCGCCACAAAAGAAAAAAAGAUCAGAUUAAGAUGAAAAAGGUGCUUCACAAACAGACAUUCUUUCAUGGUGGUCAUGACUCAAUUCAAGUGCUUGCUGACUAAGAACAUGGCUUUACGCGGCUGCUUCUCACUCUUUACUACUCCAACUUUUGCUAUGAGCUCCCCCAUUUAAUAUAUCUAUGUUAACUAUUCAGUGAUUGAUUUUUAUAUAUUUUCCAUUUGGGUGUUAACAAAUUGUUUAUUUUUAAAACCAAAAGAACUUUUUUCUUGGCUCCUUUCAAACAAACUCUUAAAUUUUGUUCAUAUAAUGAUUGGUCACAUAUUAGAAAUAAACGACAAUAAUGUUACACCGGUAAAUUGUUUGAGGAUUGUCUGCUGCUUCUGUCAUCCUAUGAAUAUGUCCUGUUUGAAUAAGAUAAUGCUUGGCAAGUGUUAUAACGUGUCAUACUAUGGAUGGCCAUCGCUGCAAUGGAGUUGGACACUCAAAGCGUGAAGCUCAAGUAUAUAUAUAAUUUGCAGUUUUGGGUUUUCUUCAUGUAUUAAGGAAGAUAUUGGGCUUUGUUUGGGGCUAGUCUUUUACACUCUUGAGCAUGGACAAUAAACAAGAGCUGUUAGUAGGGAAAGUUUGUGAAAUCUAUGAAAAGAUUUCAAGUUUAGAAGAUCUUAGUCCAUCUAACCAAGUCAACACCCUUUUCACUCAGCUUGUUCUUCUUUGUAUCCCUCCUUGUCCCAUUGAUACCUCCAAACUGUCCAAAAGAGUAGGUGAAAUCAGAAGCAAACUAAUUCAACUUUGUGGGAAAGCUGAGGGACUCCUAGAAAGCCAUUAUUCUACUCUCAUAGGAUCCUGUGAGAAUCCCCUUAGCCAUAUUAGUCUUUUCCCUUACCAUUCUAAUUAUCUCAAACUUAGUCAUUUAGAGUUCAACAUUCUCUCUGAGAAUUGCAAUCAGGUCCCUAACAAAGUUGCCUUUGUGGGUUCUGGUCCUCUUCCUCUUUCCUCGAUUAUAUUGGCCUCUAAUUAUCUGAAGACUACAAUCUUUCAUAACUAUGACAUUGACCAAAUGGCAAAUGCCAAAGCCUUAAACUUGGUCUUAUCAGAUCCUGACUUGUCCAAAAGAAUGUUUUUCCACACUGAAGAUAUUACGAAAGUCUCAAAUGAGUUGCAGGAUUUUGAGGUUGUUUUCUUGGCUGCUUUAGUGGGCAUGAACAAGGAGGAAAAGGAUCAUGUUAUAGAUCACUUGGCUAAGAAUAUGGCACCCGGGGCUAUUCUUUUGGUAAGGAGUGCACAUGGUGCUAGAGUGUUCCUCUACCCUGUUGUUGAACCUGGUGAUCUUCAAGGCUUUGAGGUUCUCUCAGUUUUUCAUCCCUCGGAUGAGGUUAUAAACUCAAUCAUUAUAGCAAGAAAAACUUUUAUGCCUAUCCCUUCACUGAACCCAGGGCAUUGCUCUACCAUAUUGCCUACAAAAUGCUCUGAAAUCCAAGGCUUCAAUCCACUGAAACAUGGUAACAUGAUUGAAGAAUUGUCCAUUGAUGAGCAGGUGUAAUGAUAUGGACCGAUUAUCUUUACAGGACCAUUGGAGUUCUCUUUUAAUUCUAAUGUUAAAUCUGAUGCUAAAUAAAAGAAUUAUGAUCUUCAACACCUGUAAAUCCUUUAUUAUCAUGCUAAUAAAAGAGUGAUCAUGUUUUUCAGUA
This is a messenger RNA of Ziziphus jujuba (common jujube), 2171 nucleotides long. RefSeq names its product nicotianamine synthase. Bases 1073 to 2023 code for a protein of 316 amino acids. Gene Ontology annotation, molecular function: nicotianamine synthase activity. Lineage: Eukaryota; Viridiplantae; Streptophyta; Magnoliopsida; Rosales; Rhamnaceae. Gene Ontology annotation, biological process: nicotianamine biosynthetic process. The transcript has a single exon. The record is from RefSeq and is a predicted model, not a curated record.